UGUUAAUUAAUUAGAAUAAAAUUAUACAAAAGGACAGUGGUCAGUGGCGGCACGCAACGUCUUUAAAGAACAUUAAAGAGUGUCGUUCUGGUAGGUAAGUAGGCAAGGAAGAUAGGUAAACAAGUAGAUUCGAAGUUAGGCGGGAGAGGAUGUAGAGUCGCGAACGAAUCGGAGCGCGUGUAGCGGUGGUGGGGGAAAGUGCCGGUCGGUCGAAUUGGAGAAUACGCGGUGCCACUCUGAGCACUUCUUCAGUCGCAUCGAGCUACUCGUGGAAGGCGCGUCGCGUUGUGCAUGCAUGCAUGCUUGCGUGCGGUUAAACGUGCGUGCAUGUGUGUGCUUAUUAUUGUGGUGUACCCAAAGUGGUCGAGUGUGCAUGUGUGCGGGCCAUAACACGGUGUCGCGCGGUCUCGAUAGUGCAUGUCGUGAUUACUAUAGUCAUCGUCUCGCCUCUCCGUCCAUCGUGAUCACACCAAAUGCACGAGUCGCGCUUCUCGAGAUCUCGCAGUAACAACACCCUUGCUCGUCAUUGCUGUGUCGUUUGACAGCGCGGCCGAUUCGAAGAACGGGAAGGAAAGGGGAAGUCGCGUCUCGUACCGCGGUUGAUGACUCUUCGAACGAUCGUGCCGAAUACGCGACGAAGGAGGAGGAAGAGAAAUUGAAUCGUCUCGUCUCGUCUAGCCCGUGCUCCGUUUUUUUUUCUCGUUCCAUUUUCUCCUCACUUUCGAGACGAUUUACCGAACUUACUGGCCCUUUAAGCUCGUUUCUUCUCGGUUUCUUUCUUUGUUAUCGGUUCAAUUUACCGACCGAACAUUUUACCAACAUGAAAAUAACACAGAGGUAUCGUCGUGCAAUUCUGGCACCUGUGUCGAUCGUGAUAUUAUUAUGCGGUUGCACCGAUCUCGUGUCCUCUCGAUCGCCGCGUUUCGCCGAACAUCCAAAAAACGAUACCGCAUCGGUGUUCGCUGAUUGUGAACGUGUGAAGCCUUUCUUCGACAGCAAGAAUAUCUCGAUCGCAGCUGCGAAGCAAAACACACCGGAGGAUGUGGCUAAAACAACUUGUUCUGGUUUGUGCUGCAACCGGGAGACCGAAGAGCAAUUAAGACAUCAGGCCAGAGCAGAUUUUCACGAUUUGAUCCAUCAUCAUAGCAGAAGUCUGCAAGGUCUUCUGGCAACAACGGCGGAUGCAUUAAGAGAAACGGUAACGAUGCUCGCGAGGCAGUCGGAGAACAAAACCUUAACCCUGUUCGAUCAAGUGUACCGUACAAUGGCAGUGUUGAGCAGACCUUCGAUAAAGGCACUGUACCAGGCUAUGGUUGAUUACGUGUCACCUAGUAACACGCCGGACACUUUGCAACAGCCUCUUACACGCGAUUUGCUUCAGGAACGUUUCAUCGAGUUCUUCACCAAGUUGUUCCCGAUCGCGUAUCACAAUGCCGUGAAUCCGCGUCAGUACGAGCAAGAUUUCACGGAGAAGUUUAAGAACUGCUUGUACGAAACUAUGGAGGAAAUACAACCGUUCGGUGACAUACCUAAACAGGUGUCGAAGUCGGUCAGCAAGAGCCUCGAAGCUACCAGGGUACUGGUGCAAGCCUUGACUCUUGGCAAAACGGUUCUGGAUAGAACGGACAGCGUGCUGUUUUCCGGUACCAGCCCACAGCAGGAAGCCUGCUACGGUGCGUUGCUCAGGAUGACCUAUUGUCCGAGGUGCAAGGGCAUCGGUCCCUCAGUCAGGCCCUGCAGCGGAUUCUGCACUAAUGUCAUGAGAGGAUGCUUGACAGAACCAGCAUCCGAACUAGACCUGGCAUGGUCCGGCUACGUGGAAACGGUCGAGAGGCUGGUUGUGGCGGUCGACGGUCGUAACGAUCAGUCGGGCCUGAAUGCCGAGAGGGCUGUCAGACAGUUGGACACCCGCAUUUCGGACGCCAUUAUGCACGCGAUGGAAAACGGGCCGGCGCUCGAGGAGAAGGUGAGAAAAGUGUGCGGUCGUUCGGAGCUGCAACCAUCGAACGAAGGGUCCGUUACGGGUUCGGAUGCAGCUGCAACGGGGAAAUCGACGUCGAACAACUUGGAGAUGCACGCAGCUGCAUCGGCUGGCACGCAUAGAACAGUACCAACUCAGUUGUACGUGCAGCUGGGUAAUUUCUUGGCCAGUGUCGUCAGAUCAAGGACCUUCUAUGGCACUUUGGCCGACACGAUCUGCGAAGAGUAUCCUGACAAACGAUGCUGGAAUGGCGAACGCGUCGGAGAGUAUACAAAGACGGUGGUGGACUCUAGUUUAAUGGCGCAACGGUACAACCCUGAGUUUACGAUAACGACAAUGUCACCGACGACAACUUCCUACGGCAAUGCGAACACUAGCGUGCUCAUUGACCAAUUGAGGCACAUUAAUCAGAUUUUGCAGUCUCAAUUGGCGGCAGCGCCUGACAGUGGAAUCCUGCUCGCCGACGAAGCCUUGGAUGGUUCAGGAAGCGGUGACAGGCCAAUUUGGAGGAAGAAUAACAAAGAUGGCAUCGAUAACGAUGACGAGGACGAGCAUGGUUACGAUCGCGAUGACGAAGAGGCCUCUGGAUCAGGAAUGGGCCCACCAGGGGUUACACCAGAUCCGAUGCUGAACACGAAUCGCGACAAGCCAAUCGCAGCCGGUUCAUCGAACGUUCUCGCGUCGUCGAUCGUGUUUGCGAUCGCGUUCGCGGUACCCGUGAUCGCUUAAGCUUCAUGAAAAUCGAGCGUGAAAGAAGGGAAACGACGUUUCGACGAGCCGCGACCUAGACGUAGACAAACGAGUUUGGAGCCCGCGUCGGCGAACAGGAUGAUCCUGCUCGACACGAGGGAACCGAUCCUCAUCCGGAUCGUACGAAAUCUGCUUGAUAGGUAUUUUACCGUGUCGCCGCGACUUCCCAUAGAAACAACUGGAGAUCUGUUUUCGUCGCUCGUCGCUGAGAAUCGUGAACGCCGUUGUGCCGAUCGAUCGAACGGAAAGACUGUUUUUCGUAAUAGAAUCGUUUUACGCGAACGGACAAUUGAUUCCUAGGCUAUAAAAAAAAAGAAAGAAAGAAAGAAAAAAAAAAUGAAAAUCAGUACGCGCGAGGAUAAAAGAUCGUUGGAUCGUUUCUAAGCGGCCAGUCGUGCCUAGCUUCUAACGGCCUAACGACGCGUUUAUCGUCGACGAGUGGAAGCUUCGAGGAACAACGGGGGAGAGACCGGGCUCUUGUUGUACAUUUUGUUGCUCGUGAACGAGGAUGGAGAGAAAUUUAUGUAUAAAAAACUCUAGAAAAAUCGUCUGAACCCCUGCUCCACGAAGAAAGAACGGUAGGGUAAGAAUCGUCGAAGAACGAUACGGAUUCCUGGGAAGGAAGAAAGUCCUGUUUAUCGAAGAUACUGGUGGAAUUCGAGGAACAAAAGGGGGACAUGCGUUCUACGAAAUUGAAAGUAAUUAGACAAAAUUUUCAGAGGAUGAUCCUCGUAGAGAGCUGGAAUGUUGUGUACCGUCUCGUUGGAUGAUCGAAUGGUAUUACCUGCUGGAGAUAAAAUUAACUUCACACCGUUUGUCUAUGUUAUUAGCAGUGACUGAUGAUACGUUGCCAUAUUAACGAAAUAGAGAUACAAAGGGAUUAUUGGCCAGACGCGAAUUGUAACCCGCGCGUUUGACCGAACCGCGGUCCGUAUUUAUUAAAAUCGCGUACAGAAAGAAAGAGUUUGGAUACACUCGUUCGAUCGUUGGAUGAUUGGGGAGGGAGAAACGACCAUCCGAACCCCGAGCAAUAAUCGUGCAUCGUUGAUACGCACACUCGUUUCGCUGUGAACAUUACCGAGAGGAUGAGAGAAUCGGCAUCGAAGUCAAAGUGUUUUUUUUUUUUUUUCGAUGGAGAGAAGCUCUACGGUUUCCGUUUCGGUGGCUUUUUAAUAAUUCAAAGGGACUCCGACUACUGUGCCUCGCGUUCAACGCUGUUCUUCGUCGACGCGUUACGAUGUAUAGUUUGACGGGAAGGUAUAGGGCGGUCGUGAAUUAUAGCAUCGAUUCGAGGCAGCUAGGGUGGUGCGCGUCUUGGAUCGGUUUCUAAGUGCUAUACGGGUGCUUGCACUUAAUUUUAACCCUUUAGGUAUCGCGGGCUCAUGAACGCAUCAAUUUAUUAAUUGGCACGUUCAGUUGUUGAAAGUAUUUAAAUAAGAACUAUAUAGCGUUUUUGGCAGCCUACGAUAAUAGCGUAAGGGUUGAAUCUUACGAUCGCGCUAUAUCUCCAAUCUAACUAUACUGGCGACGCAAAGCGUCCUCCUUCGUCACGCAUGCCAUACCGCAAAAGCUAACUGCCAAAACGCCGAUUGAGCGAGGCUCGAUUUUAGAGACUUUUAUACUGGAGGCAAGCUUCCAGAGCAGACGUGGGCAAUUCGAUGCCCAUAAGUUAGGUAUGAGCAUCUGGGCAAUCGCUUCGGGGCAAUGUUUUAUAUUAGAAGUGGAGGGAACGAGACCGAUGUGUUAUUCGUGAAUGCUUAAUACAACGCUGUUGUUCUUCUGUUUCGUGCAAAAACUAACGCGUUUCAUUGGCUAUUUUCAUAAUUGAAUAAAAAUUUAUUUAUAAUUUAAUUUAUUAACGUGAUACAAUGUUAUCGAUCAAUUUAUUUAUAGGAAAUUUGGUACCAGAAAACACUAUCGGAAAUGCAAUGAACAAUACUAUAAUGACGAGUUAUACAAUUUUGUAUUUUAAUAAUUGCAUUAAGUUGAUGCAUCUGUAAACAUCAUAAUUGAAUAAAUGAAAUGUUUAAAUUUAACGAGA
Molecule: messenger RNA, 4772 nt
Organism: Osmia bicornis bicornis
Lineage: Eukaryota; Metazoa; Arthropoda; Insecta; Hymenoptera; Megachilidae
Gene: dally
Product: division abnormally delayed protein
Exons: 8
Coding region: 821-2710 (629 amino acids)
Biological process (GO): cell migration; positive regulation of canonical Wnt signaling pathway; regulation of protein localization to membrane
Cellular component (GO): cell surface; plasma membrane; extracellular region
Source: RefSeq, a predicted model, not a curated record